This is a messenger RNA of Paramecium tetraurelia, 1641 nucleotides long. RefSeq lists its product as uncharacterized. The record is from RefSeq and is a predicted model, not a curated record. The transcript has 6 exons. Lineage: Eukaryota; Ciliophora; Oligohymenophorea; Peniculida; Parameciidae.
AUGGAAAAUAGUAAAGAUCAAUUUGGUGAUAUCCCACAAUCAAAAUUACAUUAAAAAUCCUCCACUCCAAACAAAUCAUAUAGUGUACCAAGGAAAUAUGAUAAACUCAUUCAUAAAACUACUCAAAUUCCUAGAAUAUCAAUUCAGCGAUUAAUUGAGAAAAUGGAUUAAGACAAUGACGGAUGGAUAAAAAAGGACGAUAUAUUAGUUUUUAGCAAAAAGCAUUACUUAUUUUUUGAAGAUGAAUUAGCCCAAGCCAUGAUUGAUGAAGCAAUUAGCAAAAGAAUAGUAGCAUUUAAGGAUUAGUUAAAAGAACCUAUCAACAUUGAUGAAGUCUUAGGAGCUGUUUAACUUCAUUAUGUUUUAAAUUAGGAUCAUAUUUGGGUUGAAAAGUCCAGACCUUAUAGAGAUCAUUGGAUUUAAUUGUUAAUGGCUGCAGGUGAGAAAUUACCUUCGAAUCAUGAUUUACCCCCAGUUAAAAUUAGUAAAGUUCAUGACAUGCACGAAAUGGAACCCUUUCCUUUCAAACCAAAGUUGAAUUCAUCAUAGUCACAAAUUAUUCAUACAUCAGAAUUACAGGAACCCAGAUAAUUUCCUGAACAAUAACCAGAAGCUGGAAUACUCCUUUAAGAGACAAUUAUGAUCAAACCAAUUAAUAAUGGAAUCAUCAAAGAGCAGGGUACUGAUAAUCCUUUUGAAAAAGUAGUUAAUUCUAAAUUCAAUAAUAAUGAUUAAUAAUAGUCGUAUCCCACCCUGAGAUUUGAAACUUAGGCUUAUUAUAAUGAAGCAGAACGCUUAAGUAAGGAUCCCAAACUAUGCAAAUCUAGUAGAAAUCCUAUAUUUAAAUUUAUGCCAGAGAACCUAAAUUAUAAAGUAGACAAACUGAAUUCACAAAAAUAGAGUCAAGAUUAAAAUUAAACUUAAUAAUUUGGUUAAACAGCUACUAAAUAUCUCUCUUAACCAGUGUUAUUGAAGAAACCUUAUCAUGGAUUAUCUGACACAGGCUUUUAGACAUCUGAUUCAAAGUAUUUUCAACCAAAUCAAACCAAAAAAUAACACAAUGAAGAUUAAAAUGCAGAUAAACAACAUAUUUUUUAUGCUACCUUUAAACCUGAAGACGUUCAAACAUUAAAAAAUAAACUGGCUAAUCUAAAAUAGAGAGAAAAAGAGAAAUUGUAAGAUUUCUAUAAUCCUCCCUCAACUCAUAAAUUUAGAGAUGAUGUACUUGAUAAGAAGAAAACUCUAUUCAAAACAAGAAUUAAACCUGAUCCAUUAACUAAUCCUCAUAUGAUGUCUGAGCAUGAUUAACGACCACAAUUCGCUAUAGAAGAGGAUGAGAAGAAAUAAUUGAGAGAAGAACAAAAGCAAUAGGAUUAUAUCGAUGAUUGUAUGGGCACUCAUAAACAAACAAAAUAAUGGAUUAAAUAUUUUCCUACUGCAGAUUUAAAUCAUAACUUUGUUGAUCACAAAAGACCUAACUUUAUCGAUAAGGGAAACUAUCAGGAACCAGGAUUGAUUCUAUUUCAAUUUUUAAGGGAAGGUGCCAGUGCUAAGGAUGACUUUCAAUUGUUUCAUAGAUAACUUAGAACUAAUGACAAGCAUUUAUACUUGGGAAUCUAAAUGGAUCCAAAUUAAUAAUGA